AUGGCGAGUGACCCCGCUAAUCUGGAGUGUCUUCUCUGGAUUGGAGAGGGCUUGCACAAUUUUAAGUUGUCUCCCAAGGAGGAGGAGGAGGUUUUAUGUGCUAUUGGACGCUCCUUGUCCAUGGUCACAAGCAGUGCAGUUUUAAAUGAUGCAUUGCACAGGCUUUUGAAGCCUACAUAUGACCCUUUGAAAGAACUUUUGAUAGCUGAUGUUGAGAAUCGGCUGAAAUUUGUCUCGGCUGAAAGUGCAAUGUUGCUGGAGUCCAGUGUUCGAGCUCUGCAUAGGCUCGGUACAAUUUUCAGUCAAUUCCCUGUGCUUAGCUCCUCGUCCGUGAUUGGUGAGGAAGUUUUCGUAGGAAUUUUAUCACAGUUUUGGCCUUUGUUGGAACAAAUGUUCUCAUCCGCCUUCAUGGAGAACAACAGUUUAGCAACUGCAGUAUGCAAAUGCCUCUCCGAGGCCACAAAGACCGGAGGACAAUGCAUACUACCGUUGCUGCCAAACAUUACAAAAUUUUCGAGUGAGAACUUCGUUUCUUUUCAAACCCAUGUCUGCUUUCUCAAACUUGCUAAUACUUUAACGGAAGAACACGGUCAUCAGAAAGAGUAUGCCCCGUUGUUCGUUGAAGUAGCGGGAGUAUUUAGUACUGCGGACUCGGUGGCGGCAUUAAGCUCAUCCUACGCUUGUGACAACGAGCCUGACGUGGCGGAAGCGUAUAUGAAUUUUAUGUCCACUUUUCUUCGCAACUGUCACAAGGGUGUUCUAGCGACUGCAGAAUUGCACGUAGAAGCAGCUCUAAAUAGAGCAACUAUUUGUUGCACGGUGAUGCACCGUGGAGCUGCACUGGCAGCCAUGUCCUACAUCUCAUGCUUGUUGGAGAUGGCGCUGUCAUCACUCACGGAGAGCGUAGACUGCCCGUUAACAGCCGCGGUCUUGAAAAUAUGCACACAAUGCGGAGAAAGUAUUGUUUCGGGGAUGCUGUAUGCAUUACUUGGACCCUCUGCUAUGUCACGGGUGUACAAAGCGACGACAAUACUCCAACAACUGGCAGCUAUAUGCAACAGUGGGAGCUCCAGAAUCGGAUGGAGUGCCCUUCAGUGCUGGAUAGUCUCCGCCAUUCAAGCACUUCCGGCCGAGUACUUGAGACAUGGUGAAGCGGAGCGCCUGUCUGCGACAUGGCUGGAAGCUCUUAGGGCCGCAGCAUCAGAGGUGGAUGCAGGUAACUCGAUCAGACAAAGAGGCGGAAACGGUGGUCGAUCCUUGAAGCGUGUUCUUCGUGAUUUUGCCGAACAACACAAAACAAACUUAAUCUGUGUCUCGUGAAUACCACCAUGAAUCACGUAAUAGCAUUACUUUUUCGGAAAGGACUUUUUGCUAGAGCUCGUGUAACAUAGAAAUACCAAGACAGGGCCGUCAGUCUGGUCCUCCGGAAAAUAAUAAGCAUGGCGAUUGAUGUUUCAUAUUCUUCUGCUGUUUAGAAACCGUACAAAUAACAGUGUGAAUUACUAAAGAAAGGUUAAAACACUUGUUAUAUCUA
Messenger RNA from Selaginella moellendorffii, 1534 nucleotides. RefSeq lists its product as uncharacterized. The coding region runs from base 1 to 1320 and encodes 439 amino acids. Gene Ontology annotation, cellular component: nuclear membrane; cytoplasm. The transcript is spliced from 11 exons. The record is from RefSeq and is a predicted model, not a curated record. Lineage: Eukaryota; Viridiplantae; Streptophyta; Lycopodiopsida; Selaginellales; Selaginellaceae. Gene Ontology annotation, biological process: protein import into nucleus.